Osmia bicornis bicornis is the source of this 981-nucleotide messenger RNA. RefSeq names its product partner of Y14 and mago (gene Pym). The record is from RefSeq and is a predicted model, not a curated record. Gene Ontology annotation, biological process: exon-exon junction complex disassembly. Gene Ontology annotation, molecular function: RNA binding. The transcript has 3 exons. Gene Ontology annotation, cellular component: exon-exon junction complex; cytoplasm. Bases 57 to 710 code for a protein of 217 amino acids. NCBI's taxonomy places the organism in Eukaryota, Metazoa, Arthropoda, Insecta, Hymenoptera, Megachilidae.
AAUUAUCAAGAAAUAUAAUAAAAAAUAUUCGUUGCGAACAAUCGCACUAUAUAACUAUGGCGUCGGCUUAUAUUAAAGAUGAACAAGGUGGAACAUUCAUUCCUGCCAGUCAACGUCCAGAUGGCACAUGGCGUAAGCCACGCCGUGUGAAGGAUGGUUAUAUACCACAAGAAGAAGUUCCAUUGUAUGAAAGUAAAGGUAAACAAAUCAAAAAUAAACCUAUGUAUCCAAUAGGUGCAAGUCCAGAAUUUAUAGCAGAGCACAAAGCUAAACAGGAAGCAUUAUUAGCAGCAAAAUCUAAAGCAAUUCCUGGUGCGCAAGCUAAAACAGAAGUCAAGAAGAAAAAGAAAAAGAAUAAACAUAAAACAACUGAACAUAUAACAGAGGAAUUGGCCAAAACUACCAUCUCAGAACCAGAACAAAAGAAAGAAUCAUUGCCACAAAAUAAUAAACCACAUGUCAAUACUAAAUCAGUACCAAACAGUCAAACUUCAUCAUCAAAAUCAAAUAUGCUAAAUCAGUCUGAAGCUUCAGUAUCAGAUCCACAGAAAAGAUUAAAAACUCUAAGGAAAAAAGUUAGAGAGAUUGAAACUUUGGAAGAGAAAAUAAAGUCUGGAUUAUUAAAGAAUCCAGAAAAAGACAUACUUGACAAAUUAGCAAGGAAAGCUGAGAUUUCAAAAGAAAUAAAGAGAUUAGAAGCAAGUCAAUAGGAGAAAGAAAAUGAAAAGGCUUUAUUUACAUACCUCAGUGAAUCAUCACUUCGUAGUAGUAUGUAAACAAAUGUUUUUCAAAUUUUAAAAAAUUUUAUUACAUUCAUAUGUAAUGUCACACUUUUAUCCUGUUUAUACAGUAAAUGAAUGGCAAUAUAAAAAUAUACAUUUAUAUAUAAAAAUUAAAUUGAAUACCAAUGAAUAUAGUAUACUCUACUCGACACUUGUGAAAGACCAAUCAAAUUUGAAUAAAAAUUGUUUUUGCAUAUUA